This is a messenger RNA of Plasmopara halstedii, 222 nucleotides long. RefSeq lists its product as uncharacterized. The transcript has 2 exons. The record is from RefSeq and is a predicted model, not a curated record. NCBI's taxonomy places the organism in Eukaryota, Oomycota, Peronosporomycetes, Peronosporales, Peronosporaceae. The coding region runs from base 1 to 222 and encodes 73 amino acids.
AUGAGGAGUAAGAGAUACCAAACACUUGCGCCCAGAAUGCUUAUAUUUUUCAAAAUUUAUAAAAAUGAUAGGCUGGAACUCAAUGCAUGGUCGACCAGCAUACCGAGGACGUCAAGUCUCAGUAGUCGCAUGGAGGCCAAGUCAAAGACAUUUGUCACGAUCUAUUCACCAGGUGGAGAAUUUUGUGAGGCAAGCAAAAGUGAUCUUCAUCGCGUGCGAUAG